GUUUACGGCCAGGGCUCUGGCCGGGACUGCAGGCACCACGUGCAGAAACUGAACUCGCUGCAGGGUGAGGCAGAGGAAGCAAUUGCCUGGACAUCUGGGUGCGUAGAAGAGUCUGUAAAUGACAGUAAAACCACAGCAGCCCGAUGUGAAGACCGUUCAGUCCAGCAGGAGCGAAGGGCACAAGUCAGUCGCUGGACUAAAUAUCUGGACAAGGACAGUGAAGAUCAGGAAGAUGGGGAGGAGGAGGCAGGUACAGGAAGGCAACAGUUCUGUUCCCAGGGGAGGAGGAACACUGUGGAAGAACAAAGGAAACACCAGAAGAGCUUCCUCGCCAGUGAUGUUCAGGAUUAUGUAGAAGAAUGUGGAGUUCUCCAGCUUCCCUACCAAGCCAAAAAGCGCAAGAGAUGUCUAGUAGCAGUGCCCGAUCAGGAUGAUGGGGACAGCGCGGUUCCUGCUCUCCGUGAGUCCGUAGCGCCCGAGGAGAAUACGCAAACCCCAACUACUUGGACCAAACCCUCCAAGUGGGAGAAGUUUCUUUCACCUUCUGACAGGUAUAUGGAAAAUGCUGCCAGGGUCACCUUGUCACCACAGGAGGGCAGGGGAAGGUUGGGGCUGCACAGCACCACUGCGCCUGGCAGCGUGGUGCCCAGCGCCAGUGGCUCAGUUGAGGAGGCUGUGUUGUUCCAAGAACCUCAAAGCCAAUUGCUGAGGGCAGGAUCCGGUGCCUUUGAGACCACUGCAGGAAGGUGUUCUCUGGGUAACAAGGGUGCUUGUCCUCCUGCCUACGGUAACCCUGGGCCAAAGCCCAGCAGUGUUCUGCCUGAACCCCUCUUCUGCACGGGGGAGGAGUUUGAUGAUGAUCUCGGGGAAAUUUAG
Messenger RNA from Eurypyga helias (sunbittern), 876 nucleotides. It is a transcript of the gene MRNIP, whose product is annotated as chromosome unknown open reading frame, human C5orf45. The annotation marks the transcript as partial. Gene Ontology annotation, cellular component: nucleus. Gene Ontology annotation, biological process: mitotic G2 DNA damage checkpoint signaling. The transcript is spliced from 6 exons. The record is from RefSeq and is a predicted model, not a curated record. Lineage: Eukaryota; Metazoa; Chordata; Aves; Eurypygiformes; Eurypygidae. Gene Ontology annotation, molecular function: chromatin binding.